This is a messenger RNA of Cicer arietinum (chickpea), 1022 nucleotides long. RefSeq names its product cytochrome c oxidase subunit 5b-2, mitochondrial-like. The record is from RefSeq and is a predicted model, not a curated record. Gene Ontology annotation, cellular component: mitochondrial envelope; respiratory chain complex IV. Lineage: Eukaryota; Viridiplantae; Streptophyta; Magnoliopsida; Fabales; Fabaceae. Gene Ontology annotation, biological process: mitochondrial electron transport, cytochrome c to oxygen.
AAGAGCAUGAUGACAUGACAUGACAUUCAUUGAUUUAUUCGUUCACAUUGAUUCUGAAACUAUACUUACUGAACUUCUCCCAGAUCGUUCAAAACAAGUGGCUGCUUCCAUUUCCCAUCAAACGACGCCGUAACAACCCACCCUGCCCUAACCUUCAUCAUGUGGCGUAGACUUUUCUCUUCUUCUCACCUCAAAACCCUUUCUUCUUCUAAUCUCUCUCAUUCUCAUCCUCGAUCCGCCGUUGCCGGACUCCGAUUCGUUGAUCUCAACCGCCACGUUGCCACUCAAUCAGCUGGUUCCAUCAAAAAGAGGGUUGAGGAUGUUGUCCCAAUUGCUACCGGUCAUGAACGUGAGGAGAUUCAGGCUGAGCUUGAGGGAAGGGAUAUUCUUGAAAUAAACCAUCCAGAAGGUCCUUUUGGCACAAAGGAAGCACCUGCUGUUGUUAGGUCUUUCUAUAGCAGAAGGAUAGUUGGAUGCCCAGGUGGUGAAGGUGAGGAUGAGCAUGAUGUCGUCUGGUUUUGGCUGGAGAAAGGCAAGCCUCAUGAAUGUCCAGUGUGUGCACAGUAUUUUGAGCUUGAAGUGGUAGGACCUGGCGGUGAUCCUUAUGGACAUGGCGAUCACGAUCAUCAUUGAUUACAUCCUGCAAUUUUCCUUGGGGAAUAAAUAAUUCAACGAGAAAUUAUUUUGCACUUGCACCUUUCAAAAUCAUGAUGCCCUGCUUCGUUUGGUUUUGAUUGGUCUAUAUCUUGCGGUUUUACAACUUAAAGAGAGUUUCUGUGAUUAUAUAGACACAGGGUUGUCAUUUGAUUGGCUACAAGUCCUGUUAGGUUGUCAUUUUUGCUCUGCCAAAUAAUUGAUAGCAACGCUAUGAUUCUUUAACAAUGUUAUUUUUUUCAAUUAAGGAAAACCUACAGUUACUUUUAGCACCUAAAUUACAAAAGGUACUACAAGUUUAAUCGAAGAGUAAAGUUCACUUUUGGUCCUUAAGAAAUAAUUUUGGACUAGUUUGGUCCUUAAAAGAA